CUCUCCCUCUGAUUCCCACUUUUUGUGUUUGAAAUUAUGUUUAUAUUUAAUAUCUUUACUAGAUUCUAGAGGAGGAAUGGAAGUCACAGAGCAAAGUUUCAGCACCACCUGCUUAUGUUGGUCCAUUGUUUUUUAUUGCAGAACAUCAAAUCUUAAAGCGCUAACUCACUAUUGUCAACUCUACUCAGCUGUCGGACGGUCUGACUAAAGUCAGUCACUUCAAUAUCUUCACGCUUGUAUAUCUAAACGAGUUCAAGUGGUUACAGCCUUCAUUUCCAAGAUGCUGUUUCUCUGUGUGAACCAAAAACCAGGACAGAAAGCUGUUAAAUAUCCCGCACCUCAUUACUGGAAGGAUCUAAAGACUGAGGAUACGGUUUCAUUGAAUAGUUUCGAAGGUCUCUAGAAUCACAAAGUGACAGAAACCACUGACUGUAGAUGUUUUAUGUGAUUUGUUUUGUUAGAGUCGUGUUUGAAAGGUUUGAACUGUCUUGUUUUUAUCUGGUUUUGCCGCUGGAUAUCCCAGGACACUCUUAUAAAACAGACUUUCAAUAUCAUUAAGUUUCACUUUAUGGCAAAAAUAAGGGUCACAAACAAAGUUGCAGAACUUGAUGACUCCUAGAGAGCUAAAGCUUUAGAAUCAAAUAUGUCUUCGAUUAUUUUAUAAUUUACUGAGGUUUUUUUUCUCAGGAUUCUGAAUAAUCUCAGUAUCCUUUUGUGUUUUUUGUGUGGGUUUUAUUUUCUUUCCCCAGUGGCCCCGAUCCUCUUCCGUACAAAAACAGAGUGUCGGCUGAGUCCUAAACUAAUGUCGAUGCUUGGUUUAAAUUUAAACAGCUGUAGUGUUUUUUCCUCCACCAGCCCAUAUCUCUUCUACUCCGUGCCUCAGGAGAAGGGGGGUUAAAAAUCGCCUGCCAGGGCACGCCCAUCACUAGCGCUGUGGUUUUUACACCUGCCUCACCAACCCUGCCACUUUGAGCUCAGACCUCCAGGGACUGCUUCACCUGCAGCCAGCACCGACCGCUUCCUCCGAGGCGUACCACCGGCCGACGCUGCGGACAGGUGUCCAACAUGAGCGCCGACGGCCGCUGACUGCAGCCCGCCUCCAUCCGACCAACUCUCUCUGCGGCGGAGGGGAAGCGGCGAGUGUUUUCCCCGCGCCGCCGGGGAGGGACGUGCGCUAAGUAACGGAGGACACAAACAUGCAAUAGGCGGCAUCCAGGUCCGCCGCUACGCCAGAGCGCUCCCACCGGACCUCCGUGUACCUGCUGAACUUUACCCCUCCCACCCCUCCGCUCCUGACGCGAUGGCAGCCGCCACUCUCGGGGAAGUUGGAGGCGUCCUGCACGGCAUCGACGGCGUCGUUCACGUCGGCUCCCAUUUCGUCCUCACGCCUCCCGGGGACGGGCCGACUCUGCUGGGGGAGCACCACCUCGCCCCCGGGGACAGGCGGUACCUGCCGACCACGCCGGAUCUGAAGCACUUAAAGGGCAUUCUGAGGAGGCGGCAGCUGUACUGCAGGACGGGGUUUCAUCUGGAAAUACUUCCGGACGGCACGGUGCAGGGGACCAGAAAGGACCACAGUCGCCAUGGUAUUUUGGAAUUCAUAAGCCUCGCUGUGGGACUGAUAAGCAUAAAAGGAGUGGACAGCGGGCUUUACCUGGGGAUGAACGACAAAGGGGAGCUCUAUGGCUCUGAAAAGCUCACAGCCGAAUGCGUCUUCAGGGAGCAGUUCGAGGAAAACUGGUACAACACCUACUCGUCCAACCUCUACAAACACGGAGACAAAGGGACGCGUUACUUUGUGGCUUUAAACAAAGACGGGACUCCAAGGGACGGGACGAAAUCCCGACGGCACCAGAAAUUCACACACUUCCUGCCCAGGCCUGUGGACCCAGAGAGAGUGCCAGAACUGUAUAAGGAUAUCCUGGGUCACAGUUGAGAUGCCAAAGUCUCUGAUCGGGGAGUAGCUGCUUUAACGCCCCUGUUCGGCAGGGCGUGAAAUAAAACAAACAAAAAAAAAGCAAAAACA
Molecule: messenger RNA, 2026 nt
Organism: Poecilia latipinna (sailfin molly)
Lineage: Eukaryota; Metazoa; Chordata; Actinopteri; Cyprinodontiformes; Poeciliidae
Gene: fgf20b
Product: fibroblast growth factor 20b
Exons: 3
Coding region: 1301-1936 (211 amino acids)
Molecular function (GO): growth factor activity
Source: RefSeq, a predicted model, not a curated record